Molecule: messenger RNA, 1962 nt
Organism: Eubalaena glacialis (North Atlantic right whale)
Lineage: Eukaryota; Metazoa; Chordata; Mammalia; Artiodactyla; Balaenidae
Gene: NEIL1
Product: nei like DNA glycosylase 1
Exons: 10
Coding region: 459-1754 (431 amino acids)
Biological process (GO): base-excision repair
Cellular component (GO): nucleus
Molecular function (GO): zinc ion binding; DNA N-glycosylase activity; damaged DNA binding
Source: RefSeq, a predicted model, not a curated record
ACGACUCGUCCCCUGUCUUUUCCGGAUGGCUCCUUCUGAGGUUUCAGCCUAAAUGUCAUUGCAGAGAGACCCUCCUCCACAUCGGAAGUAGGUUCUGCUCUCGGCUCCUGCCUUUGGCUGCUUGGCUACACUUCAUCACCCGUGGUGAUGAUGUUUACUUGUUAUGUCUGACUAGCGUUGAAACUUAGAGCCACCACCGGGUCCCCAGAGCCUGCAUUUAUCGCGCACCUGUUCGCGCCCUGCGCACAGCUGCAGGCGCCUCUGCUUCGGGACGGUGCUUCUGUUUCCUGCUGGGAGUGCCGACCCGGUCCCGGACUAGCCGGGUGGCUUCUCACAGCCACAGAGACAGCUGCAACCCGGGACCUCAGACCUGACGCCGGAUCCCGCCGUCGCCGGGCAGCGGGAAGCCAGGUUCUUCCGCCACCCCCCAGCCAGGGCCUGGCCACCCCUCCCACAGAAUGCCUGAGGGCCCUGAGCUGCAUCUGGCCAGCCACUUUGUGAACGAGGCAUGCAGGGAGCUGGUGUUUGGCGGGUGUGUGGAGAAGUCCCCUGUCAGCCGCAACCCUGAGGUGCCCUUUGAGAGCAGCGCCUACCACAUCGCAGCUUUAGCCCGAGGCAAGGAGCUGCGCCUGACACUGAGCCCCCUGCCUGGGGCCCAGCCCCCACGGGGGCCACUGGCCCUUGUCUUCCGCUUUGGCAUGACCGGCUCCUUCCAGCUGGUGCCCAGCGAUGCGCUGCCACCCCAUGCCCAUCUGCGCUUUUACACGGCUCCCCCUGGCCCCCGACUUGCUCUCUGCUUCGUGGACAUCCGCCGCUUUGGCCACUGGGACCUCGGGGGCAAGUGGCAGCCAGGCCGCGGGCCGUGUGUCUUGCUGGAGUACGAGCAGUUCAGACUGUGUCCCUCCAGGGAGAAUGUGUUACGAAACCUAGCAGACAAGGCCUUUGACCGGCCCAUUUGUGAGGCCCUCUUGGACCAGAGGUUCUUCAAUGGCAUUGGCAACUAUCUGCGGGCAGAGAUCCUAUACCGGCUGAGGAUACCCCCCUUCGAGAAGGCCCGCACGGUUCUGGAGGCACUGCAGCAGCGCAGGCCGAGCCCGGAGCUGACCCUGAGCCAGAAGAUCAGGGCCAAGCUGCAGAACCCAGACCUGCUGGAGCUGUGCCACUCAGUGCCCAAGGAAGUGGUCCAGCUGGGGGGCAAAGGCUAUGGGCCGGAGAGCACGGAGGAGGACUUUGCUGCCUUCCAAGCCUGGCUGCGGUGUUACGGCACGCCGGGCAUGAGCUCCCUGCGGGACCGGCAGGGCCGCACCAUCUGGUUCCAGGGGGAUCCUGGACCCUUGGCGCCCAAAGUCCCCACUCCAACCCUCGGAGGCACUCCAGAGUGGGAGCAUGGGAGUCUAGAGAAAGGGGGCCGCGGCCACAAGACCCUCCAACCCCAUCAGCAACAGUAUCCUGCAGGGGGCAAGUCCCGCAAGAAGAAAUCCAAGGGAGCACAGCGGGGUCCUGAGGACCAAGUGGAGAACCCUCCACCUCCAAACAAGGCCCCUUCAAGGACACAAAGGGCACGGAGAGGCCUUCCUGAGCAGACUGCGGCCCAGCAGCCCGAGGGGACCAGCCUCCAAUGGGACCCAGAAGCCCCCCGUGUCCCUGAGAAAGGGAAGAGGAGGAGGCAACCAGCGACCUCAGGCCGCCGCAGACCCCAAAAGAUCAAGGCUGACACCCCAUCCUUGGAGCCUGAGGAGACCUCAGCCUCUUAGCAGGAGGGUCUCCUUGCUUGCAUCCACCCCUUCCUGCUGCCCUGGAUCUGGGCCUGUGCGGCUUCCUGGAAGUUGCAGGGGACUGGCUGCCUCUGGCCCUGUGGCCAUUCCCUAUACAACUAUGAUGUUUUUAAUUGUACCCGUUGUCCCCAUUUUUUAAGCCCACGUGAAAAAUGCUGUAAUUUUUAGUAAACUGAUAAACCUUGAA